AUGAGCUUGCAAUGCGAGGGCCAAGGCGCCGUGUGCUCCGCGUGUGGCCAUUUUGACUUCUUGCCAUUGACAUGCAUUCGUUGCCAGGGCAAAUUCUGCGGCGAGCACAUUAACGCUCACAAUGCUGCCGGAACACAAAAGUCGUGUGUAGCCUCUGGUGCAAGCAACACAGCGGCGGAUGCGCCGUCACCGACGACGGUGGGGACGCAGAGGCCGAGGUGCAGCUGUGUGCUCUGUGGAAGUCUCAUGUGUGUACUCACUCCGUGCCCGAUAUGCCGCCGGGACUAUUGUGCCGCUCACCGCUUCCACGUGCAUGAGGAUGGAGAGGGAGAAGAGGGGGAGCAGAAAGGCACGCGGCGCAGAGGUACGAAGGGAUUUUUCAAGCAGACCAGAGACGUUGAAAUAAAGAAUUUUUCACUGUUGUGCGCACAGUACACGUCGAGCAAUGCAUUGCGCCUGGCGCCACCGUCGUACCGUGGUAGCAUGAUACCUGUCACGGCUUUGGUGUGGCGGGAGGAACCAGACGCCGACCGCGGGGAUGAGCUCUGUUCUUUUGGCGUUGUUUCGCUUGAGAUUGCGCUGGAGAUGUCGAUUGGGCAGCUGUUGGAGCGUUUGCGGGCUGCACACCCGUUGCUGCUGUCCAGUCCGUUGGCCCAACCACUGUUCCAUAUCGAGGGCAUGGAUCGUGUUGUGCUGCGUCCCAUCCCUCUCUCUUUGACUGUCAGAGAGGCCACACUGUCUAACCGCGUUGUGGUAUUCCUUGUUCCCAAUCAACAGACAACACAGGAAACACCGGCAUUCCAGAAUUCCUCGUGUGAAAAUCGUUUGUUUUCUGUGGACGCCGUCCAAUCGAUGCUGACUCAACGUCUAUUCUCGUCUUUGGGCAAAAGGGAAGAUACGCGCCUGCAUGCUGCUGCCGUGCAUGUGCGACUUCAGUCCAGACAAACUGAGACAGCAAGUGAACAAAGCACUGUCCGUACACCAGACUGUCUGUUGCUUGAGCGUUUGUUCGCUACAGACUGUGUGGAGGUAGCCACGGGCGUGACGGCCACAACGCCGCCGCCGCCGCCGCCGCCGCAGCAGCAGCAGGAGGAGGAGGGUGAGGAAGAUAAGAAAAGUACAGAUGGCGCCCCAUGGCCCUUUCAGCGGCCGCCACCGCUUGAAGGCUUUACUUUCUCCCACACGAGGAUGAAACCUCUCAUCGCUGGGGAACAACGCGGACAGAGCGUUGCCGUCGUGGUCGUCGCGGUGUUCGUGGCGGACCGCCUUUUGUCGUCUGCCGUCCCGCCAUUUUGCAUUGCAUUGUCAAGAAGUUGGUCGAUGGGACGCGCUAUGGACCGCAUUGUCCAGGUGGUCGGCGAGGCCUCGGCCUCGACAAAACGAGCGAAAUGGCGCUUGUUUGACAUGAGGACCCAAGAGUGCCUCUCUGAUGGAACUUUGACGCGAACGAACACCUUGAACGACGGAGAUGUCCUUUUUCUGGGUGAGCAGUUCCCUGAGGUGCUCCAUAAGGAGGUUGCGCGGUUGCAGCAGCUGCAGGGCAAGGCGGCUGCGGCGCUAAAAAUGAAGAUGAUGAAGACCUGUGCCAUGAUGUGA
Molecule: messenger RNA, 1596 nt
Organism: Trypanosoma grayi
Lineage: Eukaryota; Euglenozoa; Kinetoplastea; Trypanosomatida; Trypanosomatidae
Exons: 1
Coding region: 1-1596 (531 amino acids)
Cellular component (GO): cytoplasm
Source: RefSeq, a predicted model, not a curated record